Molecule: messenger RNA, 2163 nt
Organism: Dioscorea cayenensis subsp. rotundata (Guinea yam)
Lineage: Eukaryota; Viridiplantae; Streptophyta; Magnoliopsida; Dioscoreales; Dioscoreaceae
Product: casein kinase 1-like protein 2
Exons: 14
Coding region: 258-1679 (473 amino acids)
Biological process (GO): peptidyl-serine phosphorylation; signal transduction; endocytosis
Cellular component (GO): cytoplasm; nucleus
Molecular function (GO): ATP binding; protein serine/threonine kinase activity
Source: RefSeq, a predicted model, not a curated record
UUGGACCCGUAUUCCGAAAGGCAUGAACCCGCCUUCUUCUUCUCCUCUCCUCUUCUUCAACCUCUCCGCAAUCCAAGCCUUUUUGAUGCUCGAGUUCUUCGAAAUCCCUUGCCUUUCCAUCAAUCUUUGAUUGUUUUCAUCGAUUCCCUUCGAUCGGGGACCAAUUGGGUUGUUAGAUUAUACUUUUUGGUGUUUUUUUGGGUUUUUUUUUGGGGGGUUGAAUCUUGGAUUAGGGUUUCGUAUCUUGGAUCGUGGAUAUGGAGUCGCGGAUUGGGAAUAAGUUCAGGGUUGGUCGCAAGAUCGGGAGUGGUUCUUUUGGGGAGAUCUAUCUAGGUACUAAUAUUCAGACGAACGAGGAGGUUGCUAUUAAGCUUGAAAAUGUGAAGACAAAGCAUCCACAGCUGCUGUAUGAAUCAAAGCUGUAUAGAAUGUUACAAGGAGGAACUGGUGUUCCAAGUGUCAAAUGGUUUGGAGCUGAAGGCGAGUACAAUGUCCUUGUGAUAGAUUUACUAGGACCAAGCCUUGAAGAUCUUUUUAAUUUUUGUAAUAGAAAACUGUCUCUGAAGACUGUUCUCAUGCUAGCUGAUCAGAUGAUAAACCGGGUAGAGUUUGUUCAUGGCAAAUCUUUUCUGCAUCGGGAUAUCAAGCCAGAUAAUUUUCUUGUGGGCCUCGGGAGGCGAGCAAAUCAGGUUUAUAUUAUUGAUUUUGGUCUGGCCAAGAAAUAUAGGGAUUCUGCGACUCACCAACAUAUUCCAUACAGAGAGAACAAAAACUUGACUGGGACUGCUAGAUAUGCAAGCAUGAACACUCAUCUUGGCAUUGAGCAAAGCCGGAGGGAUGACUUGGAGUCUCUUGGAUUUGUUCUUAUGUAUUUCUUGAGGGGCAGUCUUCCAUGGCAGGGUCUAAAAGCAGGAACUAAGAAGCAGAAGUAUGAGAAAAUUAGUGAAAAAAAAGUUUCCACUUUGAUAGAGGCAUUGUGCCGUGGUUAUCCUUCUGAAUUUGCAUCAUAUUUCCAUUACUGCCGGUCAUUACGUUUUGAUGAUAAACCUGAUUAUGCAUAUCUUAAGAGACUUUUUCGUGAUCUUUUUAUCCGGGAAGGUUUUCAGUUUGAUUAUAUAUUUGACUGGACCAUUUUGAGGUAUCAGCAGUCGCAGAUGGCCAAUGGUCCUCCACGAGCACUUGGGGGUGGUGCUGGGCCUAGUGUUGGAAUGUCACCUGCUGUUGCCAAUGUGGAUCUGCAGUUAGGUGGUGAGGAAGGACGAACUGGUGGUUGGUCUGCCGUGGAUCCUUUUCAUCGUCGGAUUUCAGCUCCAGCUGUAAGUGCUGGCAGCUUAUCCAAGCAGAAGAAUCCAGUUGGAAAUGAAUCAGCUUUUAGUAAAGAUGCUGUGUUAUCCAGUUCAACUUUUUUGGGGCGGUCAAGCGGGCACUUAAGGCGAGCUGCUGUUUCUAGCAGCCGAGACACCAUAUUGGGCUCUGAAGGAGAACUGUCCCGCAUUCGAGCUGCUGAAGCAAGCUCUGGAACUUUCCGCAAACUCUCUGGUACUCAGAGAAGCCCACUAGUUGGGUCCGCAGACCCCAAGCGUGCCUCAUCUGGACGACAACCCUCAAAUGCAGCAAAUUACGACCCUGUCCUCAAAGGAAUUGAUCAUCUUAAUUUGGAUGACAACAAGUUUCAUUAGGAGCACUUGCCCGUCAAGUGCUACAACAUAUGCUUUGUUCCAUGUAAAAAUACUGAAUACCGGAACACGAAUACAAAUCCAGAUUGUUCUUUAGUUUUAAGUUCUAGCGCUAGGAAGGCCAUUCGGUCAGUCUAAGGACCAAUGUCUUUCAAGCCAAAAGAACAUGAUGGUGGGUGGAGUUGUUCAGUGGCCAUGUUUGCUGAACCAUGGCAAGGCUGUGUCUAUAUCUUAUGCUGAGUAGAGUUACACCCGUUUUCUUUUUAUCGUCUUAUUUAUCAUUGUUUGAUAGAGAUAAAGGCCAAAUGGCUGGCAAAAGUUCUUCAAUUCAAUUGCAUACUUAGCAGGAAGUUCAAGGACACGAUGUUUUCGUUAUUUAUAUAUGUUUUUUUUAUUUUUUUAUUUUGUAAUUUGUAAUGUUAAUCUGCUUGCCUGAUGAUGACGGCAGCAACGGCACGGCGACAUUAUAAUUGAAAACAAUUAUUCA